Molecule: messenger RNA, 459 nt
Organism: Capronia epimyces CBS 606.96
Lineage: Eukaryota; Fungi; Ascomycota; Eurotiomycetes; Chaetothyriales; Herpotrichiellaceae
Product: ribosomal protein L28e
Exons: 3
Coding region: 1-459 (152 amino acids)
Biological process (GO): translation
Cellular component (GO): cytosolic large ribosomal subunit; ribosome
Molecular function (GO): structural constituent of ribosome
Source: RefSeq, a predicted model, not a curated record
AUGUCUGAACGCUCCAACAUUUCCGGCGACCUUCUCUGGGAGGUUGUCCGCCACAACAACGCCUACCUCGUCAAGCGAAAUUCGGGCGGAGGCGUCCAAUUCUCUCGGGACCCGUUCAACCUGGUCAAUAAGCACUCGAGGAAAAAUGCCGGUUUCGUGAACGACAAGGCUGUGUCCGUUCAGCCCAACGAGAAGGGCGGUGUCACUUUGCAGACCAAGAAGCCCGGCAAGGCCAGCACGCCAGCGUCUCAGCACAAUGUUCACGCCUACGGAAAGACCGUGUCCAACCGCAAAGUCUACAAAAACAUCGCAAACGCCGUGGGCAAGAACUCAUACCGAUCCGACUUGAACCGAAGUGCCAUUGCUCGUGCCAGUGCAAUCAAGGACUCCCAGCGCCCGAAGAAGGACGCUCCCGAGAGGAAGCCGCGAGGAUCGAAGGCGAGCAAGACGGAAGCAUAA